This is a messenger RNA of Heterostelium album PN500, 507 nucleotides long. RefSeq lists its product as uncharacterized. The transcript is spliced from 5 exons. Lineage: Eukaryota; Evosea; Eumycetozoa; Acytosteliales; Acytosteliaceae. The record is from RefSeq and is a predicted model, not a curated record. Bases 1 to 507 code for a protein of 168 amino acids.
AUGGCAAGGAAAGCUAUGAUUUGGGCAAUCGACAUUUGGAGUCUCUUAAGAGACUACAGUUCAAAUAUAGAGGUUGGCGAUGUCAAGUUCAAACUUGAACCUCCAGGUAGUAAGAUAGUUGGUCACGAUGAACAUAUGAUGCCAGUCUUUUCACCGAAAGCAUUGAAGGAUCUUGGUGGAGAAGUCAAUGUUAGAACAUCUACACAUGGAUUACCUGCCAAUUUACAAACAAACUUGCCAAAUGUUACUUACAAUGAUGAUUGUACUGAUACUAUACCACAUGAAAAGCAAUGCUCAUCUAACCAAGUUUUAGAAAUUUAUACAUCUGAUAAAAGAGCAGCCAUUAUGUUCACAGGUCCAGAUAUUCAUCACGAUCGUUCAACAAUAACAAUAACAACAACAACUCAUCUACCUUCAAACAGAGUCAAGGAUGCCAAUCAAAUCAUCACAUUGCAACCAUUAACCUACAACACACUUAGACACGAGUUGUUGAAAUUCAACAAUUAG